CGUUACCUAUCCCUGAGAGUAUGUACGGUGCUACAGGCUUAACGAGGACUAUUCUUAAAUGUUUAAUGUUUUGACAGUUACCAGAGAGAGAAUAAAUGUCUCGCAAUCAAUCAUUUUGAAUGCGUUUAAUAAAUACGUUUAUAUUUUAGGCUAUUGCUAUUAUUGGUUAAAGUUUAGGCUACUAGCCUAUAUGGUCCAAUGGGAAUUCGGGAGAUCCAACGCAAUUUUGGAAAUGUUGACCGAGGGCUCUAGCCUACCUUUGGACUAGCAAAUAAAAAGUUGUCUCCCUUGUCGUUACUAGCGGUCGUUACCGACAUGUCUGACUGGACGGAUAUUCUACCGAGAUACAUGAAGAAAUAAAACGCCACCAACUAUCCUCCACCGGUCUUUUUUUUGGACGGAGAUGGUCUCGCGCGGAAUAACGGAUUUGUGAAGCUAUGGCGCUCGGGCACGGCUCCAAAAAGUCGCGCUCCUGUGAUUUGGAGGUAGCACCAGCUCCUGUGGACCUGCCAUUGGAAUGGGUGGGGCCCGGUAACGAAGCCUCCAUGACGUCCUCUAAGAUGUUGAGACGACCCUGCAGGUGUCUCCUAGCCUUCCUUGUCAUCGUCACCAUCAUCAUCCUCUCGGGAGGAGCAACUCUGGCAUGGUACUUCCUGGAGUACAGGGUGUGGGUACUGGAGCCCAGGGUACAACAGCAGUAUACUGCUAGACUCUCUAUCCUCAACAGGAACUACUCCUCUGGUCUCUCCUCUCACACCAGCCCAGCCUUCACAGCCCAGGCAAAGGAAGUACAAGAUAUGGUGAGGAGGAUAGUGAAGGGCUCAGACCUAUCUCGCUACUUCAACUCCACCAAAGUCUUUGCUUUUGGGGAGGGAAGUGUGGUGGCACACUUCUGGCUGGUACUGUCAGUCCCCGACAGCCAUGUUGGUAAGGUAACUAUGGAGCGAGUCAGCAGCUGCCUACACAGUCUACUAGGGGCCUACAGAGGGAGCGACAGAGAGGAGACUGCUAACUAUGGAGAAUAUCUGUUGCAUCUUCCCUCUUUCUCGAUCACAGAAACAGACCCCAAAGUUGUAGAACUUUUGAAAGCUUCAUUUGACUGCUACAGGUACCAGGUGGUCAGCUCCAGCACAGCGGUGGCUAUGAGGGGACCUAACACCCAGCGCUCGUCCUGCCUUUGGCACCUCAGGGCCCCGCAAGGCUCCAGCACCCAGAGUUUCAGACUGGAGCUGAGGAUGGAGUGGCUGCUACCAGAGUGUAGAGAUAGACUGGCUGUCUAUGAUGGUUUAACACCUACUGAUACUCACCUCAUCACCUCUCUGUAUGGCUGCAGCAGACAAGAGCGUGUUGUUCAUGUGUUGUCAUCAGGAGAGUGGAUGACAGUGGUCUGGAAACAGGGUCUCUACAACUACAAAGACCCCUUCUCCCUGUCUGCACAGGCCUGGACCACUGAAAUGUGUUCCUCCAACAUAGAGCUGCAGCCAGUAUCAGGGGUACAGGGUAGUCUACGUACCCCCUUCUAUCCCAGCUACUACCCACCAGACACCAACUGUACCUGGACAUUCACUGUGCCCUCUGCAGACUAUGGACUAUCACUGGAGUUUGAAGGUUAUGAGCUGAGCAGGGCCAACUAUAACCAGGCCUGUACACAGGGACAGUGGAUGGUACAGAACCGCAGGUUCUGUGGGACGAGAGGUCUCCAGCCGUAUGCUGAGCGCCUCUACCUCCUCUCCACGGCAACCAGAGUUGUCAUGACGUCCGAGGUGUCAAUCACAGGGCCUGGACUCCAGGUCCACUACAGCCUCUUCAACCAAUCAGAUCCCUGUCCUGGUCAGUUCCUGUGUACUCUAAAUGGUCUGUGUGUUCCAGCCUGUGACGGCAUCAAAGACUGCCCCAACGGACUGGACGAGAGGAACUGUGUGUGUAUAGCCCAGUACCAGUGUCCAGAGGACAGUCAGUGUGUUGACUACUUCAAGGUGUGUGACCAGCACCCAGACUGCCUUGAGGCCAUGGAUGAAGAGAACUGCACAGAGGGUGUACAGUGUACAGACAAGACGUAUGUGUGUGCUGACGGGACGUGUCUGAAGAAGCCGAACCCAGAGUGUGACUUCAUCACCGACUGUCCUGAUGCCUCCGAUGAGAGACACUGUGACUGUGGUCUGAGGCAGUUCACCAGUCGCGUUGUGGGAGGAGUCAACGCUACUGAAGGGGAGUGGCCAUGGCAGGUCAGCCUUCAGAUCGGUGGACGUCAUGUCUGUGGGGGGGCUCUGGUCUCCAGCCAAUGGGUGGUGUCCGCUGCCCACUGUUUCUAUGAUGACCGUCUCUCUCCCAGAGCGUGGACAGUCUACCUAGGUAAGUUCCUAUUGAACCGCAGCAGUCAGAUGGAGGAUGCCAUUCGGGUGCAACAGAUCCUCCUGCACCAGUACUAUGAUGACGAGACACACGAUUAUGACUUGGCUUUGCUGCGACUGGAGAGACCUGCAGCUCCAGGCACCCUGGCCCAGCCCGCAUGCCUGCCGUCACCUACACACCAGCAAGAACCUGAGCUACUCUGUUGGGUCACGGGCUGGGGGGCGCUACGUGAAGGAGGCACUCCCAGUAACGUGCUGCAGAAGGUGGACGUGCGUCUGGUGAGCGAGGAGGCCUGCUUCCGUUCCUACGGUUACAUGGUCACUCCCAGGAUGUUGUGUGCCGGCUACCGUAGCGGAGAGAAGGAUGCCUGUCAGGGUGACUCGGGCGGUCCGUUGGUCUGCCAGGAGAACUCGGGUCGUUGGUUCCUAGCGGGCGUGGUCAGCUGGGGAAAGGGGUGUGGCCGGGCCGACUACUACGGCGUCUACACCCGCGUCACCAAACUCACCGGCUGGAUCAAAGAACACAUCUCUGGACAUGGCUGACCUUCAUCAUUCUCACCAUCAUCAUCAUCAUCCCAAAACAUUGUUAUCAUGUAGUAAUUGUUGUGAUCGAUUCUCUGUGUCAGUCCUUAGUAUAUUUAGAUGUCCGUCAGGUUUUUAACAGUGUCAUUGACCACACAGUUCAUCAACCUAACAAGCAGACUUUCUGUCUCCUCUGGGCAAAUACACACUCUGCAGUAUUGGGCUCUACAUUCAACACUGCCACCUAGUGGAAGUUGUUAGAAUUACAACAUAAUUAAGAACUACCAUACCAAGGCAAUAGGCCCCGCAAAUUCAAAUCUGGACCUUAAAGCUCCACUGCUUUUGUUCAUUCAUCCCCUAAUCAGGGAUGGAUUUACACCUGCGACACCAGGUGUGUGCAAUUAAUUAUCAGGUAGAACAGAAAACCAGCAGUACUCUGCACCUCGUAGGGUCAGAUUUGAAUGCACCUGCAAUCGUCCUUGAUUCCUUCAUCGAAUGUUUGUCUGUUUAUAUACUGCUGUGGAUUGGAAUGGGUUAUGCACAGAUCAUUUCAGUCAGUGCACUACACAUGAAAUGCUGAUUGCUUUCAGUGUAUUUCAUUACAUGAGGUUUCUGAUGAAAGCCAUUGAAGGCUGAAACGUCAAUCUUUAAAAUGGUGAGUGUGACUUGUGCCGUUUCCUUUUCAAUUACAUGAUGUUCAUCAUUGUAAAUUAGAGCUUGUAAACCUUUCAAAACAUGAGGGAAUCCUAACUGGCAUCCUAUUCCCUCUGGGCUCUGGUUUAAAGUAGUGCACUAUAUAGGGAAUAGGGCGCCAUUUGGAACGACAACCGUGAGGGUCGGAGUCAUCAUGAGGUUUCAUCAAUAAACCAGCCGAACUGUAA
This is a messenger RNA of Oncorhynchus kisutch (coho salmon), 3754 nucleotides long. It is a transcript of the gene tmprss6, whose product is annotated as transmembrane serine protease 6. Gene Ontology annotation, biological process: proteolysis. The coding region runs from base 438 to 2894 and encodes 818 amino acids. NCBI's taxonomy places the organism in Eukaryota, Metazoa, Chordata, Actinopteri, Salmoniformes, Salmonidae. The record is from RefSeq and is a predicted model, not a curated record. The transcript is spliced from 18 exons. Gene Ontology annotation, molecular function: serine-type endopeptidase activity; protein binding.